CGCUGUUCUUUUAGGGUAUGUUUCCCGUUGAGCGAUGAUGGCGAAGUCGGGCACGGUACGACGCCAUAAGGUGCUGUCUUCUGGAAGGUUGACAGGAUCAUCUAAAAUAACAUGCAAUAAAAAACAGGUAGGUCUAAAAAAAGCAGCACAUUCUGAUGUAGAAUCUGGCUACUCUCUCUAUUCCACAGAUUCGGAGAAUCAGGUUGCAACUAUUCAUAAUGGACUUGAUCGCUGUGCAGCUUUGCUCAAGGACAUCUUACAAAACGACACUGAGCGAACGGAAACUGGUCAUCAAAAGCCAGGGAAAGCAAGUGGUGUCAAAACGACUUCUAGACCCUUACUCAGUAAAGUGAAUGGUUCAAAGAAGCGGUUUCCGAAGAAAACUACACUUUCUAUGCAUGUGCAUAAAGAAAUUGUGCCUGUGUCCAAUAGGAAACCAGCCUCAGUUAGCACAACUGCCAUUGGAAAAGACAGAACCCCUGAAAGCACUGAACAACCUCUUGUCCAGCCAAUUCAGGCAUCUUUCACUCAGCAUUCUCCUGUAACGUACCAGAAAUUGUGUGAUGAUGUUCAAACCCAAGUAUCUCUGCUAAAUAUCCAGCCUCCACAAAAAUCCACUGGUAUUCCAGAAGUGCCACUUCGCACCAUUCCUGAAAAUGUAGGAUAUCAGCCGGUUGCAGCGUUCAAUUGUCGUUUACCUACUUCCACACCAGCUCUGUCUCCACAGCAUAUUGCUAAUCCUUCAGUUGUUCAGUCAGGUGUUUCUAUGGACAACUGCAGCCCAUGUGAACCACCAGUGGGAUCCCUCCUUUUGCCAGCAGGUUUCAGUGCUUCCACUUCUGUUGCCCAAGCACAGCCUGUUCCUGCUUGUUCUGCAAUGCCCCAUAUAGUUCAGACUACUCUGAGUAAUCCUACAAGACCCACAGUCGUCCCAACGCCUGGUAGCAGAGAGACUGCAUCAGACCAAGGAAGUCACAACCAACAGCUAAAAGAAGCAGACUUAAUAAGACGCAUUCAGGCACACCUGGCUCUGUUGCAAGCACGUGAAAAAGAAAGCCAGGAGGCUAAAGAAAAGUGCCAGACUGUAGACCCAAUACAACCCCAGACCUUGAAUUUCCAAGAAGGAACUGCUGAGGAAUAUAGUGCGGAUACUCUGAGUGAAGAAGACCUGGAUGGAGUUGACAUGGCACCAGUGAGAGAGACAAGUUGUCAGACUAGCUUUGACAAGGCACCUUUAAAGCCUCAACAGAGGAGCUUGCAAGAAACAGCUAAAAAAAUGAAAACAGUGAAGUAUUUUUUGAGAGAGCUCAAGGCACUGCUCACAGACCACGAUGAUUCAGAAAUCUUGAGGCUACUAGGUGAAGUGGAAGACUGUAUAUCUCUGUUGCCUGCAGCUGCUGACAAUCCAAAUAUGCAAGCUGAAAUAGCACUUGCUAUUCAACCUCUCAGAAGUGAAAAUGCACAGUUGCGCAGGCGAUUAAGGAUUUUGAACCAGCAGCUCAAAGAACAGAAGAGGCUUGAAAAAGAAUGCAAUCUGGGUGGCAAUAUUGAAUUUAUCUCCCUUCAGUCCUUGAAUAGGACACUGCAGAGUCAAUUGACUGAAUCCAUGAAAAGCAUUGAAUCACUGCAAAAUAAAAAUGAAGAACUAAUUAAAAUCCUAGAAAGCCAAAGAGAAGAAGAAAAAAGGUUGACCAGAAUAAUCCAUGAGAGGGAACAAGAACUGAUUGCAAAGAAACAACAGUAUGAGAUUGAAUCAACAAAGCUCAAAAUGGAAGCAGAUGAGAUGCUGGCUAAUAUGAAGAGUUUCCAGUAUAAAGUAGAAGCAGCCGAGAAAGAGAACCGGAUAUUGGGUAUUACAAUGCGUCAGCGAGAUGCAGAAGUGAACAGACUGCGUGAAUUGACCAGGGCUCUGCAGGGCAGCAUGUCCAAACUUCUGUCAGACCUCACUAUGGACACUGCUAAAUCAAAACCAGGAAAGAGCCUGUCAAAAGCUCUCCUGGAAAUUCAUGAAAAACAGCUGCAGUCUGACAUGUACCCGCUUAGUGCUUCCAUAAUGAGUUACCUCAAAAACUUAGAGACUGAUCCUGUUCAGUUAAAUACAGUGCCCCUUUCAUCAAAGGGUGAGAUGAAAGAAAAUGAUGAAAUGUGUGGCAUAGCAGCUGAACGCUCUCCUCAAAAGUGUUGUCCUGUGGCCCAAGCAGUACUGGCUCCAACGAACGCGUUUACCUUUCUAAAGCCUGAUGUUGAGGCAGCCAGUGACUCGAGCACUUUGGUAGGCGGAGAAACACCGGAUGAGACUAUUUACAUUCCAUUGACUAGCAGUCCAUCAAAAAGAGCAGCAGCUGCAGCUGAAGGAUGCACCAUCUCUGUCCAAAACUCCAAAAGUCUUGACCCUGAUUUUAGAUUGGUUGAUCCUAAACGGCCAGGCAAGUUUGGGAUUUCUGUUGAGGCAAAAGUUUUUGACAAAUCCAGUGGUAGCUGUGAUCUAAAAAAAACUCUGGAAAAUAAAUCGGAAAAUAUGGGGAGGACAGCAAAGCUGGAAGGCAAAAGGUCUCAAAUGCAGCCAAAAGAAAUAACAAACAGAGCUGCUAAAGAGAUUUUGGACAAUCCAGACAGACUUCAGCCUGAUAAAUUCUUUUAUACUCCCAUUUCGCAUUGCAAAGGAAAUGUGCAGAAAACAGGCAUUGGAAUUUCUGUUCCUGAUUCAAGUUUUUCAACCUUUGAUUGCUUGUCAAAAAAAUCAGAAUGGACUAUAUCUUCCUUUUCAACUUUCACAUCUCAAGAUGAAGAGGACUUUAAAAAUGGUCUUGCAGCCUUGGAUGCUAACAUAGCAAGACUGCAAAAGGCUUUGCAGAACAAUUUGACAAAAUGAGUCCUUAAUGGAUGAAGGGGAGGAAGAGGCAUGCUUUUCUUGUCUGGUCGAAAGCCAAUAAGCUUUUCUUAUCAAAGUGAUUUUAUAAAAUCUUUUGACUGUAUAUUUUAAUAACCUAUUUGUCUUCUGAACUGACACAAAAUUCAGUUUUCUUACUGAAGGGCUAUUUCAUUUGUGGAAAAAAAUUAUAAAAAUCAAGUGUAAAUCUGAAAUGUGAUUUUAAAUUCUGUAACUUAACCAUUGUUCCUGUAAAUAG
Eublepharis macularius is the source of this 3128-nucleotide messenger RNA. It is a transcript of the gene CCDC14, whose product is annotated as coiled-coil domain containing 14. The transcript is spliced from 13 exons. The coding region runs from base 35 to 2872 and encodes 945 amino acids. Gene Ontology annotation, cellular component: centriolar satellite. NCBI's taxonomy places the organism in Eukaryota, Metazoa, Chordata, Lepidosauria, Squamata, Eublepharidae. Gene Ontology annotation, biological process: protein localization to centrosome. The record is from RefSeq and is a predicted model, not a curated record.